AUGGCUGAAUUCCAGCAAGGACGUCGUUGCAAAAAUGAAGUUCCAACGCCAAACAUUUUGAGAGUCACCGCUCCAGGUGCCGAGUAUGUGUGUUUCGAAGGGGUUACUUUGCGAAAUGGUCAGACGCUGAAAGACCAAUCGACAGUGGCCCAAGUACAAUCGAUAUGGAUACCAGAUUGCCAGGCACCCGUCAAGGCGGUCAUUGUGUUGAAACAAUGCUCCAUUGGCCGCUUGGUCCCACGUUAUGGCAUGCGAGAAAUCAAACGAACUGAACAUCAGUUUACGCGCAGCGUAAAGGAGGUGGUCACCGUGCUCAACGUGCAGCAUAACUGUCACAAAGGCCAGUGUGAGGUCACUAUGUCCCAGACCAAGAUGAUCGAGCGCAAGAUAUGUGACGUUAUGGUCUCUGGAAUAACUCAUGCAAAGACGUCUUCAUUUAUUCUCAAUUCCGCCGCGCAUUACUCUGGAGAACUUCAUCGACGAAUUGCCAACACAAAACUAACCGCGGUCACGCCAGAACAAUGGAAUACAACAAUUGCUCAUGGCUUGGAUGUAUGGCAUGAUGUACCCCGGCAAAAGAAGAAGGAAAAACAAGCAGCAAAUCAAACAAAUCAUCUUGACACCGAAAGCGAGGUUGAACAAUAA
Molecule: messenger RNA, 645 nt
Organism: Melampsora larici-populina 98AG31
Lineage: Eukaryota; Fungi; Basidiomycota; Pucciniomycetes; Pucciniales; Melampsoraceae
Exons: 4
Coding region: 1-645 (214 amino acids)
Source: RefSeq, a predicted model, not a curated record